AUGUUGAGAAACAUAUGGUGGACCUUGUCGGCAUCGAUUUUCUUGUAUAUCCUGUGUCUGCCAACAUCGGAGGCAGGAUUCUUGUGGUGGUUGUAUUGUCUGUUUUUUAGCGACUCGGCAUUUUGCAGUGCUGAGGGAAUAGUACAGACUGUUUUAAAUGCCACUUCUAAUCUUGGAGGUGGUUUACAGUUACCCGUAAGUCAUUAUGAUUACCUGUCUAAAUGUCCAUGUUUUACUGUUACUAAACAAAGAUUUUCCCGCACCCUGACUUAAGAAAACGAUUUAGCUGCCUAAUCGCCGAUAGAGUGAAGUUAUAUAGUCAGUAUCGCGUUGAUAUUUGUUUAGUGUUGUUGGAUUCGUAUUCGCACAGUCAACAACUUUUCUAAUCCGUCUAUGAUAAAAUUUUUGUUAUAAUAAUUGGUGACUGAAAAAUGACUAUAUAAAUCAUGACAGUAUACUUAAAGGGAAUGACUCAGUUCAUUUUGAUUCAAGUUCGUAUUCAUCUACCAAACCUUGUUGCAGUAUUUUCGAAAGUCUAUGAGAAAAAAAGUACAUCUCUAUCAAAAGUUCACCUUGAUAACAUUUCAAUUAAACCCUCGUAUGGAACAUCUAAAAUUUCGAUGAUAUCUUGAUUAGUUAUAUUCAGGUAUCAGCUGGAACGUUUCAAGUAUAAUAUAUAUAAAUGUCAUAGAAUUAAUU
Molecule: messenger RNA, 699 nt
Organism: Trichobilharzia regenti
Lineage: Eukaryota; Metazoa; Platyhelminthes; Trematoda; Strigeidida; Schistosomatidae
Source: the annotation of a GenBank genome assembly